AUGACCAAGCGAGAAAGUAUAACCAAGAAAGGUACAAAACGCUUCACCGGUUGUUGGACGUGUCGCAGGCGAGGCGUCAAGUGCGAUGAAGAGCGACCAAGUUGCAAGAACUGCAAGGCCUAUGGUGUUGAAUGCGAGGGGUACAUGGUGAAGCUCUGUUGGGGGGACAAUAAAAGAAAUCCCCUAAAACGAACGCCUGAAAAGAACAGAAGCUUGAUACUCUAUGAGUGGAAGGAGAAUCAACUGCUCGAUGAUCUGCAGAUCGACUACUUUUUGGACCGGAUCGAUAUGGCAUCUGUGUUCAUCACAGCCAAGAGCUUUCAAAGCAAGGAUGACUUCUCUUAUGGUCCCUUCAACGUGUUUGAUGCCUCUUGCAGUUUCCAGAAUGCACGUCAAUUCCCAGAAUAUGAGAGUGACAGCCACGGCGAGAUAGUCCCAACCUCAUACAGCAGUCCCCAAGGUUUCUUUCUGGGUCCCGAAAGCAGGAUUCGUGAGAGACUCGAACAAGCGUCGUUCGUGGGUCUCCAACAUGAUUUGGAGAUUGAGGUCAUACUUCUCGACUUCUGGGAUACAUAUUUGCACAGAAUUCUAACACCCCUGGAUGAAACUGAGGUCAAUCCGUAUAACUUGAUGUUGAAGGAGGCACUGGACUCAUCCCGCUCAGCCGAGAUUCAAAGAGCACUUCUACAUACGGUAUGCGCCAUGUGUUCGAGUUUUUUGUCUACCGGUGCAGGUCUCAGUUUCAUAGCCCCUGAGUAUCAAGGCGUCGAUUAUCGCCAGUAUUGGAAUUUUCACAAGAUUAGGGGUCUCAAUUUUGUCUCCGCCUCAUACGCUUGGAAAGAAGCAGCGACGAGUGAAGAAGUGAGCUUUCUAGUUGCUUCCAUCUAUUUUCUGUUGGCCACCGAUGUUUUGUCAAACUCAGACGAGUGGCAGAUUCAUUUCAGAGGUGCGGUUGAAGCUCUGAAAACCAUCAGCGAUUCCGGAGAAGGAGGUCUAGUACCAGCACUGGAAGAUCAGGAAAGCGUACCUGGUGCCCUGUUAUUUUUCGCUCAGAUGACUAAACUAACCUACCUCUUCAGCACACUCUACAAUGUCAGCGACGAUGUUUGUAACAGGCACAUGACAGUUUCGGAUCUGGAGUUUAUCCGCUAUCCAGAGGAGAACAUGGCUCAAUCACUGAUGUAUCGCAAUACAGGAAUCACGCCAGGGAUGUUAACCUGUUUGUCGAACAUAGUGAAUUACCUGCAGGUUGCGGACUUUUCAAAAGCUCGAGACAGCACAGUGAUGGCGAUUGAGCAGGAGCUAGCUGAAUGUGAACCUCCGCCAUUCAAUAAUAAUAUGAGUUCUCUGAAUCCAUUAAUAGUGUAUCAUCAAGCUGUGAUGUUUCAUAUUGCUAUGAGACUGCUUUUUAUGAGAGAGGUGAAGUUGCAAGACCCGGAUGAAUUGCAAGUUCUUGUGGACUCUGGGAUUGACCACAUUGAAAUAAACGAAGAGAUUACGAAGGAUAUUCCCGGUUUCGGCCUUUUCUGGCCAAGCUUUGUCAUUUGCUGCGAAGCAACAUCUUCAGAAGGUCAAGCAAGAGUCUCCUCAUGGCUGCAAACAAUAGAGCCUCACUGCGUGGACAGUAUGAAACGUGGCAAACGUGUUAUAAAAAAAGUCUGGGAAAGAAGGCGAAAUGGAGACCAGGUCAGCUGGUUAUCAGUGAUACGAGAACUUGAUCCGACACUAUUAUUGGCUUGA
Molecule: messenger RNA, 1740 nt
Organism: Kuraishia capsulata CBS 1993
Lineage: Eukaryota; Fungi; Ascomycota; Pichiomycetes; Pichiales; Pichiaceae
Exons: 1
Coding region: 1-1740 (579 amino acids)
Biological process (GO): positive regulation of transcription by RNA polymerase II
Cellular component (GO): nucleus
Molecular function (GO): transcription cis-regulatory region binding; DNA-binding transcription factor activity, RNA polymerase II-specific; zinc ion binding
Source: RefSeq, a predicted model, not a curated record